AUUUUAAAGACCCAUGAAUAUUCUGACAUAUGACGCCAUUCUCAUAUGGGUUAUCAUUUUGACCACUUUUAUUUUAAAUCUAUUUGUGAUAAGCAUCGUUAUUUGGUAUUACAGCCACAAAAAGAAAGCAGAAUGGUCUACCUCCGCUAUCGCGGUGCUGACUACCUCACUCUCCAUACAAGCCCUGGUGGUCCUCGGUAUCGACAUUUUCGCAACGAACCAAGUGACCUCUUAUGAUCAGGUUUCGGCCCCAAUUUUUUCCAUUAUCAGAAUUCUAUACUAUGUCUUCUACGGAUCCUCCGUCACCUCUUGUUUCCUCGUCCUCCCGUUCGCCUACUUCUGGUACGAAGCCUACAAUCCAGAAGAGAGCUCCUUUCAGCGGUUCAUGGAAGCCUUCAAGUACACCUGCCUCUUCAUCGUCUGCGCGGUCGUCAUUUUGAUCUUCGGCCUAUUCAUUCGCGUGAGCUAUACCGGCAACAGUGUUCCCAACAGCGCCAAGGACUGGAUAAGGGAAGUGCUGAAUUCUGUGAGUCGGGAACAGUCCGCGUUCAUCUUUCUGCUCGGGUCCAUGAAUCUGAUCGGCUGUCUAUUCUGGAUCACGUUUACGGCCUUCGGCUUGUCCGAACUGCCCAUCAGCCUGAUCUGCGACGGUCUGUAUUCCAUGAGGAACAAGGAGGACAGCGAAUCCGACAUUCUGCUCGCGCAUCAAGCGACUGAGCCCAUCUUCGUGUCCGGGUACUCCAGCAGGAUAGACGAAGGAUACUACACUUGGAACCGAUACAUGGAGAAAGUAGAGAAGAAGUUAACUAAAUUUUUUUACGGAAUGAAAUAUUGCUACUUUUCUCUCGUCCUCAUCACAGGAAUUCUGUUCACCCUGGUUUCGGCUACGUUGGUCGCCUGUAUCUUGACGAGCAUCGUCUACCAACUGAUUCAGAACUACUGCGGCCCUCAGUGCCAAAUAAAGCUCUUGGCCAACCCCAACCUUCGAAACCUAAUCGACAGAAUACUCGGCCUCUUGCAACACAUUCAUCCCCUCGACUUCAUCCUGCUCUCCCUAAUACUGGCCUAUUUUUACUUUGCGACCAUCAGCGGCAUUCGCUCGAUCCAAAUUCGCUGCUUUUUUGUCAAAAUCUUUUCCUUCGGACGACACCGAACGUCCCCACAAGCUCUAAUCAUCGCGUCUGGCAUACUCAUCUUCCUAGCUAUCUACCUGCCGACCGAGCUCUCCCUGUUGGCACCACAGUACACAUACUGGGGACACAAGCACUGGCUCAAUGAGACCGAUUCAACCCAUCACCCCUGUGACAUUUCUCACAUCUUUUCCGAAAAACUGAAAACCAACGGCUGCAAAAUAACGGAAAUGGGACAACUCAUCUCGAAAAUCAUGGGCGGCUACACCCUCUUCAGCGUUGGCAUCUACAUCAUCUCCUGGCUAUUCAUGCUAACUUUCAUUCUAGGCAUCGUCAAAUCUAUCUACUCUAAUAGAAGGCGAAACAUCUCUUACCAACUCAAUGUUGUAACGUGAAAUUCGCUUUCUUUCCCCAAUGACUUCACAUGCCGCCGCCGAAAAAUGCCUCCCUCUCUCAGAGCUUCACUGCUCGCGCAAGCACCUCGGCUGUCGUAUAACUUUGGGGGCGCACCACCGUCCGUGAAGAAAAAUACGCAAGCUGGACGACGACCUUUUUUUUUUCAAAAUCUAUUGUACCAUUCAGAUGCGGUCGGUACGGAUCGUCCCGCCGCGAGCCA
Messenger RNA from Schistocerca gregaria, 1746 nucleotides. RefSeq names its product probable lysosomal cobalamin transporter. The record is from RefSeq and is a predicted model, not a curated record. Gene Ontology annotation, biological process: protein localization to vacuole. NCBI's taxonomy places the organism in Eukaryota, Metazoa, Arthropoda, Insecta, Orthoptera, Acrididae. The coding region runs from base 14 to 1525 and encodes 503 amino acids. Gene Ontology annotation, cellular component: vacuolar membrane. The transcript is spliced from 3 exons.